Camelina sativa (false flax) is the source of this 315-nucleotide messenger RNA. RefSeq names its product proline-rich receptor-like protein kinase PERK15. Lineage: Eukaryota; Viridiplantae; Streptophyta; Magnoliopsida; Brassicales; Brassicaceae. The record is from RefSeq and is a predicted model, not a curated record.
AUGACGAGAGUGGUUGCUUGCGCUGCUGCUAGCGUCCGCCAUGCAGCGAAACGCCGUCCAACAAUGAGCCAGAUUGUUCGAGCAUUUGAAGGCAACAUUUCUCUAGCUGACAUAACCGAAGGAGUUGCUUCAGAAGACAGCACUGGUUACAGCUUAGACGGGAGCUCGGAUUACUGCUCAACACAAUACAGAGAGGAUUUGAAGAAAUUCAAGAAAAUGGCACUUGAAAGCCAGACAUAUGGUAGCAGCGGUUUGACGAGCGAAAAUGGUCAGGACUUAGAACCAUCAAGCUCCUCUAGCAUCAACGAAGGAUGA